Molecule: messenger RNA, 1551 nt
Organism: Rubroshorea leprosula
Lineage: Eukaryota; Viridiplantae; Streptophyta; Magnoliopsida; Malvales; Dipterocarpaceae
Source: the annotation of a GenBank genome assembly
AGACGCUCUUUCCUGUCCAGCUGUCCUUAUCCACUUAACUUCCUCAAACAACCUAUCAAACCAUGCUUACCCGGCAUCUGUUUCCCUCCUUCCUCUUCCUCCUCCUCCUCCUCCUUCUCGUAUUCCCUCUGGUUCACAGCCGCUUCGUCUCCACCUCGGAUCUCGUCUCCGAUGGAGUCCAUCACCGGACUGGCUCGCCUUUCCUUCUCCUUAAUCCAUUUGCUGCGGAGGAGUCGUCCUGUGAUCAGACCUACGGAUUCAUGCCGUGCACCACCACCGCACUCGGUAAUCUCUUCUUAAUACUCGUUUAUGGAUACCUCAUGUACUUGGCCGCCACCUACUUAUCCAAUGGGAGUGAGCUGCUGCUGCAGAUUCUCGGUCCUGGUAUCAUCGGAGGCCUUUUCCUUCCCAUACUCGGAGCUCUCCCCGACGCCUUGCUCAUUCUCGUAGAGUGUUGUUUACCCGGUCUUCACUUCACUCAAUCUUUGAUGAGGGACCGUUCAAUUCACUUAACCGUUGAUGAAGGGCAGCUCUCUAAUGGUGGGAACCUACCCCUUCAUCAAUAGUCAACUGUUUUAACAUCAUUCUGGUUUGUAAAUUUCUUCUUUCUAUUGUAGUAGGUUCAAUUGUGCUGGCUCGUGACUUGACUUUUCCUUAAAUUAUAAUGUUCUGAUUUCAACUCAUUAGUGAUUGCCUUUUCAAUUUCAACAAUGCACUCUUUACAUAUGGGUCCGCCUGGACGGGAUUUGUUGUCUUCUUUCAAUGCACGGAAUAAUCCGUAUUAAAAAGGACAUUAGAAUAGUUCGGUAUCUCUUACAAUGCACUUAAAGCUUUCCAAUUUUACAUUAAUAUAUUGUUCAGUCUCUGUAUUCUCGCCUUAAUUAGCUGCGGAAUUGUCUUUCUUUAUGAUGGUCUUCAUUUAUUUGUUUUCUUUUUCUCUCCAGUGUCUGGACUUUCUGGAACCACAGAGGAGGCUCAAAGUCAGGUCUCUGUUGGAAUGGGGUUGCUUGCAGGGUCAACUGUGAUGCUUCUCACGGCAAUAUGGGGCUCCUGUGUAGUUGUUGGCCGGUGUGAUCUUCGUGAUUCAGUUGGAGUUGAUGGAAAAAAUACGAAAGUUGCAGUCGAUGGGACGAAUACAGAAGGUUUUAGCUUGACUGGUACUGGUGUCAGUACUGACAUUUGGACAUGCUAUGCUGCGUGGAUAAUGGCUAUAUCUGUUAUACCAUUUAUUGUUGUUCAAUUACCGCAAAUAUUCAGUUCAACUUCGGGAAGACAUUUAGCUAUCUUGAUUGCACUUAUUUUAUCCAUCUUAAUGCUGGUUGCUUAUUGUCUUUAUCAGGUAAUUUUAGAUUUUAAGCAAUAAUUUACCAUCGUGCAUUACCAUGAACAUUAUUUUUUUCUAAUUAAUUGAACAAUUCAUUAGAUUGCCUCUUAGUAAUUUAUUUAUAUAUUAGCCUUAUCAAAUAUAUGUGGAUAAUGAUUGAUACACCUCUAGUUCAACACAUCCCAUAACACCUAUACCAGUCUAACCAUUAAAAUCUGUGGCUUUUA